This is a messenger RNA of Cuscuta europaea, 1514 nucleotides long. Lineage: Eukaryota; Viridiplantae; Streptophyta; Magnoliopsida; Solanales; Convolvulaceae. The record is from the annotation of a GenBank genome assembly.
AAUGAUUUAAAGUUAUUGGCCCGAAGUAUAUGAUCCGGUCCAAUUAGAAAAUCGCAUAACCUAGCCCUACUACCGGUGUAUACCAAUUCAUCCCAUCUACCAUAUCCGUCCACCGCUCGUCUCUCAGCCAGACGGUCGUACGUUAUAUUGUUCCCAGCUCCUCUUCACCGCAGUCUACACCACGCCGUUCGUCUAAUAUCCCGAGGAAAUCGCACCUAGACUUUUGCAGCAAAUUUGGCACAGAAAAUUGCACAUAGAUAGUUAAGAAUAUGAGGCCGAUAUUGAUGAAAGGCCAUGAGAGGCCACUAACAUUUCUCAAGUACAACCGAGAAGGUGAUAUACUCUUCUCAUGUGCCAAAGAUCACAAUCCAACUGUUUGGUUUGCUGACAACGGCGAGCGCCUAGGAACUUACCGUGGUCACAAUGGAGCCGUUUGGUGCUGUGAUGUCUCUCGCGACUCAAGCAGACUAAUAACUGGAAGUGCGGACCAAACAGCCAAGCUCUGGAAUGUUAAGACUGGCACUGAGCAGUUCACAUUCAAAUUUGACUCACCAUGUAGGUCUGUUGACUUUUCUGUUGGUGAUAAGCUUGCAGUUAUUACCACUGAUCCAUUCAUGGAGCUUCCUUCUGCUAUCCAUGUAAAACGAAUUGCUAGAGAUCCGGAUGAUCAAACUAGUGAGUCUGCGCUGAUCCUUAAGGGCCCUCUGAAGAGGAUCAAUAGAGCUGUUUGGGGACCUUUGAAUAAAACUAUUAUAAGUGGCGGUGAAGAUUCUGUUCUUCGUGUCUGGGAUACUGAGACAGGAAAAUUACUCAAGGAAUCUGAUAAAGAAUCUGGUCAUACAAAGGGGAUCACUUCUCUUGCAAAAUCUGCAGAUGGUUCGCACUUUAUAACUGGUUCAUUAGAUAAAUCAGCAAAGCUUUGGGACAUCAGAGACUUGACGCUUCUUAAAACGUAUGUCAGUGAGCGCCCAGUAAAUGCAGUUACAAUUUCACCAUUGCUGGAUCAUAUUGUGCUUGGAGGCGGUCAAGAUGCAGUAAAUGUGACACAGACUGAUCAUCGUGCUGGGAAGUUUGAGGCUAAAUUCUAUGAUAAGAUUCUUCAAGAAGAGAUUGGUGGUGUCAAAGGGCACUUUGGACCCAUUAAUGCUUUGGCUUUCAACCCUGAUGGGAGAAGUUUUUCAAGUGGCGGUGAAGAUGGGUAUGUGAGAUUGCAUCAUCUUGACGCUGAUUACUUUCAUAUCAAGAUUUAAGGAUUAAGCGCUGCCUGAUGAGGAAAUACAAAAGAAGUGUUAUGCUGCCAGUUUUUGAUUGUAUUCGUCAAGAUAUUAUUAUCUAAUGUGAAAGUACAUUUUUGGAGGUUUUGAAGACUUUUUGUGUGUGUUCUGUUGAGUAUCUUCAGGCCGCAACUUUUUCAUUGGUACUCGCUCCGUUUUCCCCAUCUCAGUUGGGGUAGGCACUAUUCCUCACACUUUUUUAACACGUGUUCAGGUUAAUUCAAGAAUGGUUAUACAUGA